Trematomus bernacchii (emerald rockcod) is the source of this 1216-nucleotide messenger RNA. Its product is annotated as CD226 antigen-like. The transcript is spliced from 4 exons. The record is from RefSeq and is a predicted model, not a curated record. Bases 44 to 994 code for a protein of 316 amino acids. NCBI's taxonomy places the organism in Eukaryota, Metazoa, Chordata, Actinopteri, Perciformes, Nototheniidae.
CGCCCUGCUCUUCCUCCCUCUGGCUGCCGGUUAACAAGGAAACAUGUUCAGACUCACUCGCUCCGCCAUGGCGACUCUAAUAUCUGCCCAACAUGUCUUCAUGUUCCUCUGGAUUAUUGGCUCUGUGGCUGCAGGAGCUUUGAAGGCAAAGCCUGGAGGAGACGUCACUCUUCCGUGUCACAGUCAGACAGAUGCUAAUGUCACAAAGUUGGUGUGGAGCAGACCUGGGCUGAAGGAUGAGUACGUCUUCUUCUUCAGCGAUAACAGGCUGAAUGAAACCAACCAGGAUCCACAUUAUCGUGGUCGUGUUGAACUGAAAGAUCCACAGAUGAAGAACGGAGAUGCUUCUGUUGUCCUGAAGAACGUUGACUACGAUGACUCUGGAACGUACGAGUGUGAGGUUAGAACCUCCUCCAAUAGCCGAAGGAAGAGAAAAGUGCCGGUGCAGUCCAUCCAUCUGAUCGUCAGUAAAGAUCCAGGAGAGGUGAGGGCAAAGCCUGGAGAAGACGUCACUCUUCAGUGCAACAGUCCCACAGAUGCUGACAUCACAAAGAUAAAGUGGGAAAGACCUGACCUGAAGGGUCAUGCUGUCUUCUUCGUCAGAGAAAACAGGCCGUAUGAAAAAUACCAGGAUCCACGUUAUCACGGUCGUGUUGAGCUGAAAGAUCCAGAGAUGAAGAACGGAGACGUUUCUGUUGUCCUGAUGAGCGUCACCGUCAACGACACGGGAACGUACCAGUGUUGGGUUACAAUUCCCACCAUGCCAAAAGAACUGUUGCGCUCCGUCCAUCUGAUCGUCUCUGAAGGUCCCACGAAGGAAGAACUGGAGCAAAAGCACAGUACAAUACCUUGGUGGGGAGUUGUUUUGUUACUGGUUUGUCUUGUUGUUGUUGUUGUUGGUGGUUUUGCUCUUAGACGUUUGGUUUUUCCAAAACCUAAAAGUGGUCCUUUGCCGAGUUCAGAGGAGCGUGUUGCUUUUACAGUAAGUGAGUAAAGCACUGAUCACUCACGCACCUCUAACACCCGACUGUCCUCCAUCAACUGCUUCUGAACAAAUAACAACUCCAAAGAGACCGUUCUGAGUAUUUAGGGUUUAUAUAUUGGACUCAGGAAAAAGUACUUAAAAUACAUGUUACCAUAGUAACUGCACUUAAAACACAUUUUGUUUAAUUAAAAGUACUGUUACUAUGAAUACAUUGUAUUUAAGUUGAAGUAC